Messenger RNA from Myotis lucifugus (little brown bat), 1239 nucleotides. RefSeq names its product tripartite motif-containing protein 60-like. The coding region runs from base 1 to 1239 and encodes 412 amino acids. The record is from RefSeq and is a predicted model, not a curated record. Gene Ontology annotation, molecular function: zinc ion binding. The transcript is spliced from 2 exons. NCBI's taxonomy places the organism in Eukaryota, Metazoa, Chordata, Mammalia, Chiroptera, Vespertilionidae.
AUGGCCUUUGCAGCUUCCCUGGCCAAGCUCCAAGCAGAGGCCAGCUGUCCCAUCUGCCUGGAUUACCUGAGAGACCCAGUGACCACUGAGUGUGGGCACAACUUCUGUUCCUCCUGCAUCCACCAGCGCUGGGAAGGUCUACAGGACACCUUUCCCUGCCCUGUCUGCCUCCACCACUGCCGUGACAGGAGCUUGAUGAAGAAUAUCCAACUAUAUCACAUGACUGAGACUGUUAAGCAGAUUCCCAGCAUGAGGGGAAAGAGGAAAAGGCAAGAGGAACCCCUGUGUAAGAAGCACCGUGAGGUUCUGACCCUGUUUUGUGAAAAGGACCUGGAGCUGCUGUGUGCCCAGUGCAGGGUGUCAUCCGACCACCAGGAUCAGCCCCUGAUCCCCAUUGAGGAAGCAGCAGCUAGUCACAGGGGCAUGCUCAAAAGGAACAUUGAGGCCAAGGCUAGUCAUCUUGAAAAUGUAGAAAUGUUAUAUAAAAACGAAGUUGAAAAUACUUGGGAAGUGAAGAGAAAGAUAGAAAAAUGGAGGGAGGAGUUGGACAAUGAAUGUAAAGAAAUUAAGUGUUUCUUAGCAAUCCAGCAAAAUGAAAUUGAUAACAAUCUACUUAUAGAAGAGAAGGAUGUUGAAGAAAAACUAAUUGAAAACGGAAGGCAAAUUUCAUACCAUAGGUUCAGGUUAAGCAGUCUGUUAAGUAAAAUAGAAGAGAAGUGUUUGCAGACAGAUGAGGGUUUACUCACAGGUAUUGAAAGCAUUCACAACGGGUAUGGAAACCAAGAGACCCCAGCAGUGCUUUCAUGUGAUUUAAGGACGGAGACUUACAAUCUCCCCCCACAUUACUUGGGCCUGCAUAAAAUGUUCCGAAUGUUUCAGGCAUGUUUGACACUGGAUCCUGAAACUGCCCAUCCAAACUUCAUUAUGUCAAGAGAUAAAAGAAGUGUGACAUACAGGACACCAAAUGGUUUUCCUAAUCCCCAGGAUCUUACUUCUUACCCAGCUGUCCUGAGUUCUGAGGGAUUUGAUGCUGGCAGGCAUUUUUGGGCGGUAGAAGUAACAGGCACAGAACAACCGAAGAUUGGCAUUUUCCUGGACUAUGAGUUGGGAGAGGUUUCAUUUUAUAAUUUGAAUAACAGGUCAUACUUGCAUGGAAUCACUGAUACAUUUACAGAAAAACUUAUGCCUUAUUUUUCCAUUGCAUCUUCUUCAGCAUCCCUUAUAAUCUAUAUCGUCUGA